CCAACGAAACAUCCGGUCCCGCUUCUCGAAGCUCUCCAGAAAGUUCUGCACUGCAACACGGCUAUAAGUACCUCCCACUUUCCCUCCGCACUCUCACAGCAAAGGCGACUCAAAGCUUGGGAGGCAGCAACUGGCAAGACAGUCACCAUGGUUCACGAAACCGGCUACUACGAUCUUCUGGGUGUCAAACCCAGUGCUUCACAGGAUGAAAUCAAAAAAGCCUACCGAAAACUUGCCUUGAAAUAUCAUCCUGACAAGAAUCCAAACGAAGGAGAGAAGUUCAAGCACAUUUCUCAAGCAUAUGAGGUGCUGUCAGAUCCAAAGAAGAGAGACUUGUAUGACCAAGGAGGGGAACAAGCCAUCAAAGAAGGAGGGAUGGGUGGCGGAGGUUCUCCGAUGGAUAUUUUCAAUAUGUUCUUUGGAGGUGGAGGACGAAUGCAGAGGGAGAGAAAAGGGAAGAAUGUGGUUCAUCAGCUUGGUGUCUCACUAGAGGAGAUGUACAAUGGUUCAACAAGAAAGCUCGGACUCCAGAAGAAUGUCAUUUGUGAGAAAUGUGAAGGCUAUGGUGGCAAGAUGGGUGCUUUGGAGAAGUGCACAAACUGCAAAGGAAGAGGAGUGCAAAUCAGGGUACAGCAGGUGGGACCAGGCAUGAUUCAGCAGAUCCAAAGCAUGUGUCCAGACUGCCAGGGACAGGGUGAGAAAUUUAACUCAAAGGAUCGCUGCAAGAACUGCAAUGGGCAGAAAGUAGAACGCAAGAAGAAAAUCCUUGAAGUUCAUAUUGACAAAGGUAUGAAAGACGGUCAGAAAAUUACAUUCCAUGGAGAAGGUGACCAGGAGCCUGGCCUGGAACCUGGGGAUGUCAUCAUUGUGUUAGAUCAGAAGGAUCACCCAGUUUUCCAGAGACAGGACAAUAACCUAAUAAUGAGGAUGAACAUCAAACUCGCCGAGGCACUGUGUGGAUUCCAGAAGACCAUUCAGACUCUAGACAACAGAACGCUUGUUAUCAGCUCACAACCAGGUGAAGUCAUUAAGCACAAUGAUGUCAAAUGUGUUAUGAAUGAGGGCAUGCCACUUCACAGAGAUCCCUAUGAAAGGGGACAGCUUAUUAUUCAGUUCCAGGUGGAGUUCCCAGAGAAAAACUGGCUCCCAGAACAUCUGAUGUUCCAGCUGGAAAGACUUCUUCCGCCCAGAGAUGAUGUGAUGGUCACAGAUGACAUGGAGGAGGUAGAACUUUGCGAGGCCGAUUUGCAGUCACAACAGAAACGCUACAGUGGCGAAGCUUACGAGGAAGACGAUGACAAUCCCAGAGGUGGCGUCCAAUGUCAGACACAGUGAUUGUAGUCCAAGUCUAUAUGUAGAGCAUGUGUGUUUUGUUUUGUAAAUGGAAAGGUUUAACCCAUGCCUCCGGUCCCUUUCAUUAAGUAAUACACUGUAAAUUUGUGACAUCACAUUUAAAACUGUUGCCAAUCCUUUUUUUUUUUUUUUUUUUUUUUUUUUUAUAAAUUAAACUCGGGACACAAACAUGUAAGUGGAGUAGGGUGCACCUAAAGUUGUCAGUGGUUUGUUUGGGUUUUUUGUUUGUUUGUUUUGUGCAUGUUAUGUUCUAUUUAAGUGUGUAUUUUGUUUGUUUUCUGAAAUUAACAGCACAAAUGUCUUCAUAUGAACCUAAAUGAUGACUUGUAUGCUUUCUGUGAAGG
Oreochromis aureus is the source of this 1697-nucleotide messenger RNA. RefSeq names its product DnaJ heat shock protein family (Hsp40) member A (gene dnaja). Bases 148 to 1335 code for a protein of 395 amino acids. Gene Ontology annotation, molecular function: Hsp70 protein binding; ATP binding. The record is from RefSeq and is a predicted model, not a curated record. Gene Ontology annotation, biological process: response to heat; protein refolding. The transcript has 8 exons. NCBI's taxonomy places the organism in Eukaryota, Metazoa, Chordata, Actinopteri, Cichliformes, Cichlidae. Gene Ontology annotation, cellular component: cytosol; cytoplasm.